AGUACAGUGCUGAGUCUUUUAUUUUGACGUGUUGCUCGGUCGGCUGUGUGUCUUAAAAGUUUUGUGCAGUUUUCUUCACCAAAAUACCCAAUAUUUCGUGCAAUUUCUGUGCCAAAAGCACUUCAAUCGGAUGUCUGAUACAAUGGACAAUGUGGAGAUUGAGGGGGAAAAGUGGGGAUUUCCUCUUAAAGAAAUUUAUCGACUUGCACUGAAAUUCUACAAAGAGAAACUAGGCAAAGCUGUGUACAUCAGCUACGAGGAUAACCUGAAACUGGUGGCAUUUACCCAGCAGACCACGCAUGGACCUCUGGAUCCCGACAAAACACCCCCAAUUGGUGUUCUCGAUGUCAUUGGACGCGACAGACGCUUAACAUGGCAGCAAUUGGGGGACAUUGGCAGAGGUCAGGCAAUGCAAGGAUUUAUCGAUCUCUUGGAUCGUCUUUGUCCCACGUUCAAGCCUUACGCCGAGGCCAUCCGGAAGGACAAGGAGGAAAAACUAAAGCAGGCUGAGCAAGACCAACAACUUGAGCGAGAACGACAAGCACUCGAACAGUUACAGCUGGAGGAGCAGAAGCGAAUAGAUGACGAGAAAAAUAAAGCAGAGCAGCAGAAGCGGCAGCUGCAAAAUGUGCUCAAUCAGCAGACAUUUCAUCAAUUCAAAGCUUACGCUGACAAACAAUUUCCCGGAAAUCCCGAUCAGCAGGCCCAUCUCAUUCGACAGCUGCAGAAUGAACACUAUCAUCAGUACAUGCAGCAACUUCAGGCUCAGGUUCUGCCCAGCGAGAGCAAUGCAGAACCUUCGAAAGUGGGCAGCACGGAGAAUCUGCUCGAGAGCGCCGAAAUGGCCACGGAGGCGGAGGAGAGUCAAUGCCAAAGUGAUAAUGAGGAAUCUAGUGAGUAUCCAGUGAUAAGUCGAGCCAGUAUGUGGACACGAUCCGAUAUGAAAGCCUUCAAGCAAGAAGUUUCAGCCGGAUCCGGCGAUGGGGUCAUCAGAGUAGGACAUGGAGACACUGUAACGGUCCGUGUUCCAACACACGAGGGAGGUUCCUGUCUGUUCUGGGAAUUUGCCACUGAUAGCUAUGAUAUUGGCUUUGGGGUGUAUUUUGAGUGGGGCAAGACAAAUACUUCAGAGGUGUCCGUUCACAUAAGUGAGAGUGAUGAUGAGGAUGAUUUGGGAGAGGAUGAGGAGGAUCUCGAUUCAUCUGAUAUUGCCACAGUGGAUGACUUAGAAUCCGGCCCAUUGCAGACAAUUGUUCCAUCUUCAAUGCAAAAUAAACCCCCCAUUUCCAUUAUAGUUCCCAUCUACCGUCGUGAUUGCCAGAAUGAAGUUUACGCUGGCUCUCAUGUUUAUCCGGGUGAGGGGGUCUAUCUUCUCAAGUUUGACAACUCUUACAGCUUGUGGCGGUCCAAGACCCUCUACUACCGAGUAUUUUACACUCGAUAAUUUCUAUGACACACCAUGCUAAUCAAAUAUCAAUGUUAUGAGCACUUAAAUGGAACAGAAAAGUGCAAUGAAAUUGAUGAAUAAAUGUAUCAAUGUAAGCAAA
Molecule: messenger RNA, 1547 nt
Organism: Phlebotomus papatasi
Lineage: Eukaryota; Metazoa; Arthropoda; Insecta; Diptera; Psychodidae
Product: Golgi resident protein GCP60
Exons: 3
Coding region: 131-1444 (437 amino acids)
Cellular component (GO): Golgi membrane
Molecular function (GO): fatty-acyl-CoA binding
Source: RefSeq, a predicted model, not a curated record